Molecule: messenger RNA, 1602 nt
Organism: Hyaena hyaena (striped hyena)
Lineage: Eukaryota; Metazoa; Chordata; Mammalia; Carnivora; Hyaenidae
Gene: DIMT1
Product: DIMT1 rRNA methyltransferase and ribosome maturation factor
Exons: 12
Coding region: 171-1112 (313 amino acids)
Biological process (GO): rRNA methylation
Cellular component (GO): mitochondrial matrix
Molecular function (GO): rRNA (adenine-N6,N6-)-dimethyltransferase activity
Source: RefSeq, a predicted model, not a curated record
UCUGGAGGCGGAGCCCAGGGCGAUCAGGGGCCGGGCCCUCGCCCCUCCCCCACGUGGCCGGGAGUGGUGCAGGCACCUCCGGAGUGGCAAGUUCCCACGUGUAGUGCGGGGCAGCAGGCUUUGGUCCUUCCUCUCUGAUCUCCAAGGCCUGUAGGUCUGCGCCCGUGGUGAUGCCGAAGGUCAAGCCGAGGACGAGCGGCCGCCGCCGCGAUCGACUUAAACAGAGCCAGGAGCUGAAGAGCGCCGGAGGACUCAUGUUCAACACGGGGAUUGGGCAGCAUAUUUUGAAAAAUCCUCUCAUUGUUAACAGCAUUAUCGAUAAGGCUGCCUUAAGACCAACCGAUGUGGUGCUAGAAGUUGGACCUGGAACUGGCAAUAUGACUGUAAAAUUGCUAGAAAAGGCAAAAAAGGUAAUUGCCUGUGAACUUGACCCAAGACUAGUAGCUGAACUUCACAAAAGAGUUCAGGGCACGCCUCUGGCCAGCAAACUUCAAGUACUGGUGGGAGAUGUCUUGAAAACAGAUUUGCCAUUCUUUGAUGCCUGCGUGGCAAAUUUACCAUAUCAGAUCUCUUCCCCUUUUGUCUUCAAGCUGUUGCUGCACCGACCUUUUUUCAGAUGUGCUGUACUUAUGUUUCAAAGAGAAUUUGCUUUACGACUAGUUGCAAAGCCUGGAGAUAAAUUAUACUGCAGACUCUCAAUCAAUACACAGCUGUUAGCACGUGUGGACCAUCUGAUGAAAGUUGGAAAGAAUAAUUUCAGGCCACCACCGAAGGUGGAAUCCAGUGUCGUAAGAAUAGAACCCAAGAAUCCACCACCACCUAUCAAUUUUCAGGAAUGGGAUGGCCUAGUAAGGAUCACCUUUGUCAGGAAGAACAAGACACUGUCUGCAGCAUUUAAGUCAAGUGCAGUGCAACAGCUAUUGGAAAAAAACUACAGAAUUCACUGUUCAGUCCAUAAUAUCAUAAUACCAGAAGAUUUCAGCAUAGCAGAUAAAAUACAGCAAAUCCUAACCAGCACAGGUUUUAGUGACAAGCGGGCCCGUUCCAUGGACAUAGAUGACUUUAUCAGAUUGCUACAUGGCUUCAACGUGGAAGGUAUACAUUUUUCUUAGGUAUCUGGAAAAGAGAAUUUUUCAAACCCAAGAAAAAGAAGCUGCAAUUAUAUAUUUUUAAUAAUUAGAGAAGAUGAACUAUGCUUUUGCUCCACUGGAACACUAUGUGCUUGACUAUUUUUUAUUUUGUCACCAUUUAUUACUCUGAAUUUUUACAGCAGUAAGUCUAUUCUAACUACCCAAGUUUUUUUUUUUUUGCUUGUUUUUGGUUUUGGUGUUUUUAAUAUCUAACGUAGGGCAGGGUCCUGUGUAUACAUGAUAAUCUUUAAGAGCCGCAGGCACGCACAACUUUACACUUAAACUUAUCAUUUCUAACAGUUUAUUGUAUAAAGAUGUUACUCUUCUAUUUUCUAUGUUAUAUAUUACUAUGAGGGCCUCUGUAGGCCUUUGUCCCUCCAACAGUCAAACAUUUAAAACAUGCUUAACUCAGUAACAUAUUCCCCAUACUAUUUCUUUUUAUUCAUGUGCACAAUAAAACACUUGUUUCUUA